Amphibalanus amphitrite is the source of this 3170-nucleotide messenger RNA. RefSeq names its product galactosylgalactosylxylosylprotein 3-beta-glucuronosyltransferase I-like. Gene Ontology annotation, biological process: chondroitin sulfate proteoglycan biosynthetic process; carbohydrate metabolic process. Bases 428 to 1450 code for a protein of 340 amino acids. The transcript is spliced from 9 exons. NCBI's taxonomy places the organism in Eukaryota, Metazoa, Arthropoda, Thecostraca, Balanomorpha, Balanidae. The record is from RefSeq and is a predicted model, not a curated record. Gene Ontology annotation, molecular function: galactosylgalactosylxylosylprotein 3-beta-glucuronosyltransferase activity. Gene Ontology annotation, cellular component: Golgi membrane.
AAGCCCCUUGAAGCGAGGUUUCAUUCAUUUUUUGAUAUAUUUCUCGUCCUAGUGGGCGCUGUAAGUCAAUAUAUUAAUACUGAAAUACCAGAGUUAUUUGCGCAAUCUGGUGGUUACUUUUUAUAUGUCUUGAAUCUGGUGAGCAAGUGUCCUUCAGAUUUUUGUGAAAUUGUUUUGUUUAAUUCCAAGCUCUUUAAAAUGCUUCUAAAAAUGAGAGUAUAUAAAACAAUUACGAGUGAAUUUACUCCCAAAUUCUUUCAUAGACCAGGAGUUUUUUGAUUAGAGGGUAGGGCCAGCACAACAAGCUCUGCUUGGCAGAAGACAGAGAAGACAGUUCUGUCCUUGUGAAUUCUUCCAUUCAAAAGUUCAAGUCGUCCAGAUUCCAGGCCAGGGGUCGACAACAAGUACCAUACCGCAAGCAACCAAGAUGUCUCUCCGGCAAAUAUCAGCUGCACUGAGACGGAGAAAUAGCCUCAUUCUCCUGCUAUGCCUGGUGGCAUUUUAUCUCCUCUGGUUUCAAUUAGCUGGAGUGCGGCUGCUGGAGGGUUCUGGCCACCCACACUCUGACCAGUGGGAGGAGAGGGUGGCCAAGGAGCUGUACGCCAUGCGACUGCAGGCGUCGGAGAUGCGUCGCCAGCUGACGCGGCUGGGCAGUGCGCCGGCCCACUGGCGUCACCCCGACCUGCCCACCAUCUUUGUGGUGACUCCCACGCACGCCAUCCCGACUCAGAAGGCCGACCUGGUCAGAUUAUCCAACACGCUGCUGCACGUGCCGAACCUGCACUGGUUGAUAGUGGAGGACGCCGACCACAAGUCGGAGCUGGUGAGCCGUCUGCUGCGCCGCUCCGGGCUCGUCUACACACACCUCAGUGUGGCCACGCCACCGGAGCUCAAACUGCAGCCCAAGGACCCGCGCUGGAAGAAGCCCCGCGGCGUGCUCCAGCGUAACGCGGCGCUGUCCUGGCUCCGGGAAAACCUGGAGAUUGUCGACGCCAACGGAGUGGUGUAUUUCGCCGACGACGAUAACACGUACAGCCUGGAGCUGUUCACUGAGAUGCGCGACAUCCAGUCAGUCGGCGUGUGGCCCGUGGGUCUGGUCGGGGGUGUGAUGGUGGAGCGACCCCUGGUCGAUAACGGACGCGUCACCGGCUGGCUGACCCCGUGGAGACCGGACCGGGCCUUCGCCACCGAUAUGGCCGGAUUCGCCGUUAAUGUGCGACUGGUGCUAAACCACCCUACCGCCUCGUUCUCCAUUGAGUCCCAGCGCGGCUUUCUGGAGACGGACCUGCUUACACAAAUGGGGGUCACCCUGGAUGACCUCGAGGUCAAAGCAGACCUUUGUACAAAGGUUCUGGUGUGGCACACACAAACGGCCAAAGCCGACCUCAAGAUAGAAAAGAUUAUGGAACAGAAGGGCAAGCCGGCUACAAACGUCGGUAUAGAGGUGUAGCACACGCCUGCCCGCUAGAUCUACCACAUCUUCACCGGGCCUUGCGUAAGACUAGGCUGUACCGCGGCCGCACCCGCGUCCUCAGCGAAGGCAGUUGGGUAGCGCUGUUACUUCGACUCAUCAGUCACAGCGGUGAGAUGUUUCACUAGGGUUUAUGCGUCAUUAUAUGGGCGCUAUGCUCGUGAGUACAACCAGAGAGAUUGAGCUCGAUUCGGGGUGAUAGCUCCGUUGGAUGUGGGAUGUUUAUAUUCAUUCCGUCCAUUAGCGGGGAGGGUGUUCGGUUUCGUCUGGAAGUGACACCGAUCGAAGAGCUUGUUCACUGAGUGGCCAAAGGUCGGUUGACUGGUCUUUCGUCUAAGAGAUAGGUCAGAAAUCAGAUUGCUGACGCCAAUUCGAGGAGAUCUCGGUCAGAGUGAGAUUUUGCCUGAUGGUGCCUCGAACUAACUGGGAAGAGAUAUGCAAGGGAUUGCAGUUGAGAAAAAAUGCUAUGAAUAUCGGUGAUUCAAUCUCAUAUCAAAUACUAUCGAAUUCAUACGAUCGAUACUGCUCAUCAAUAACUAAUGAUGCAUCACUGUCAUGAUCAAAGUGAUAUAUUGCAAUCACAGUUCAUCAUAGUCAUAUCAUCACCAUUAUCACAAUCACCCUCACCAGUCACCAUCAUCACGUAUCAAUCACCACUGGUGUCGUACUGCUGCAUUUGAAGUUCGACUGGCUGUUUGUGAUGAACUGUCCUGUAUAGUUACUUCUCUGAGCAACUGAAGAGCAGUGUCGAUUGGCUGCUUAUAAUGGUUGGCUGCUCCUUUUACCCUGGUCAGUGAUGUGUUCAGAAAGGAGCGUGGUUAAGUGGAUUGGAAAGGGAUUCCUAACUGCGACACAGGGUUGGUUUAGUGCAGUUUUUAUUACCAUGUAGUUAUAUUAUGGCUGAAUGUGAUAGUUUAGUUGUAGCUAGUGUUUGUAUGUAGGAUGAACACAAUGCCAAGUUCAGAGUGAUAACAUUUCGUCGGUUGUGUUUGUUUGAUGAUAAAUUCAAGUUCAUGCGUGAUUAUUAUUCGUUUACAGGUUAUUUUCAUACUGCCAUUUGGCUUAUUUAUUAUUUGUGAACUGCAUUUGUUUGACAUUGAUUCGGUGAUAGUUGGGAAUCUAUGGAAUUAUAUAAUAGUUAUGUUGUAGUGCUCACAUAUUUCAAUAAUUGGCUACAUAUGGAAUGUUUGUUUAUCUUACAUUUAACGUUCGAGUUUUAAAAGAGUUUGAACUUCGCAAUUAUAUCCGAAGUAAAUGAGUAUUGUGUAUAUCAUUUACUUUUAACAUAUUCUCUUGGUUUUGUUUGAAAUUCUCGCUGCCCUUGCUUCCAGUUGAAAUUCUAAACUCAUGCACAAGUGUUUAUGACUCUUAUGUAAAUAGUAAAAAUGUAUAUCGAGCUUUAAGCGAGCUAGCUUGCGUCUGGUUUCUUACUAUCCUCUGCGCUAGGCCGCUUUGUUGGCUUAUCUUUGCUGCUUCGACUUCUGUAGAUAAUUGAUGUUUGUAAGAAGACCAACUUUAGAAAUUGAGCUUUAUUUUGAAGCUCUGUCAGCGUCACAGUUAUCAGUGUCACCACCUACCUUGCGUCGGCGAUAUGAGUUAGUGGAAUGGUUAUCGCACUUGUGUACGGUAUCUUGCAUUGAUUGUUGCAAAGAAGAGUCGCAAUAUCGCACGAGGAAAAAUAAACAUGCUCGUUUUGCAA